UCACGUGACCAGCAACAUAAACAAUGUCCAGAGCGUUUAGCGAGUUCCUCACAGAUUAGCUCCUAGAUUAUCGUGUAAAAUUGACCCGAUUGUACCGAACGCACCGUGAGAUAGUUUGGUUGAACAGAGGAUGAAGGACGUCCUGCUGGGGCGAAAGGACAUGUAAAGUUAAAUAAUGUAAUCUUAAAGUUGCGUGACAUGGAGAGCCGUCUGAUCCGCUGAGCUGAGAAGAUGGGAGCAAGCGCAUCAGUGUCUCUCUGUACCGACUUAAGCUCUGUACGAAUCCGGAGAAGCACGGCUAAGAUCUGCCCUCAGUCCGCUGCUGCUCUGCACCAGCCGCAGUGUGAAGCCAGGCCUGUAUUUGGUGUCGCCGUGGAAACGCUAAGGGAAGAUGGACAGCUGGUCGAUGGAGUGCCUCUUGUGUUGAGGCGCAUGGUGGAGUUCCUGGACAAAACAGGAGUGCGUCAUAAGGGUAUAUUCCGCAUGUCCGGCUCGGUGGUCCAGACCAGACAGCUGAGGCUGCAGUGGGACAGGGGGGAGGCGGUGGACAUGCAGCAGGACUCGGACGUGCCCACAGUGGCCUCGCUGCUCAAGCUGUUCUUCCGGGAGCUCCCCAUCCCCCUGGUCCCGGAGGCCCACCGCAGGCAGCUUCUGUCGGGCUUCGCAGAAUACAAGGAUGAGCAGGAGCUGAUCGGAUUCCUGAAGGACAUUCUGGGCUGUUUACCUGUGGACUACUUCAGCAUCCUGUCUUACCUCAUCCACUUCCUUUCCAGAGUGGCGUCUCACAGCCAAUCAAAUCAGAUGCCAAUGGAGAACUUGGCCACCAUCUUUGGUCCCUGUGUAUUCCGUGUUCCAACCGGACCCCACAUGCUUGAGGGGCAGAACGCGUGUAACGCACUAUUGCUCCGCCUCCUAAGACACCAGGACCAACUGUUUGUCUGUCUCCCUCCUCCUCCACCCAGUCCUCCUUCUCCCUCUCCUCCUCCUCCUCAUUAUCCUCCUACUUCCCGGGAAAUGGCCUUCACCACCCCUACCUCCUCACCGCCUCCGCCCCCGCUCUCUGUUUUGUCAGACUUUGAGGUGCCUACCUGUAGUGCACAGAGAGCCAUGCUGGAUGAAGACCGAAGGGCCUCCUCCGUGUCUCUCAGCAGCGCCUCCCUUGGCACCUGGGCCCACUCUCGGCUCGGCAGCUCUGACACCAUUAGGUCUUCAAGAUGGGAGGGGGGCUCUCAGCUCAGCACCAGCCCCCAGAGGGGGACUCUGGACCGGCCAGAGGAGCUGCAGGGGGACACUGCUGGUUCUGGGACCGCCCCCAGCCCCGCUGAUGUCGGCUCAGCCCAGCGGCCGCUCAGACUCAGCCCUGUGCGGACCACUCAGGGAACGGAGGUGGAGGAGGCUGACUCGACCAUAGGAUUGCCGGAGCCAAACGCCAAGGCUUCAGCGGAGAUCUCCCAGAGGGGUGGCGAGGCAGAGGGGGAGGGGGGCAGGAACAGAGACCAAAGGGACCUUUCUCCCCGCCCUUGCAAAGAAAUCCGCUCCAGGCCUUGCUCCCCCAAACAGGAUGCCAUCGAUCCAGAACUGGUUUCAUCAGUUACUGAGCAAAGACCAACCCAAGCAGAGAGGGUCAGCCUCUGUACAGAGAGUCCCAUAGCAGCCAGCCCCCUGGGACAUGCAGACCAGAGCCCGCGCCUCAAGUUCCAAGCCCUGGAGUCUGACCAGGGGGGUCCGCCCCCAGCCCCGGGGAGCAAGCCCCUCCACCAACAGAUGGGGGUCGCAGCGGAGCCCAGCCUGGUGCCCCCCACGCGGCUGCUCUCCUCCUCACCCCCAUCGCUGCUCCUCUCCUCCUCACCCCCAUCGCUGCUCCUCCCCUCCUCACCCCCAUCGCUGCUCCUGUCCUCCUCACCCCCAUCGCUGCUCCUGUCCUCCUCACCCCCAUCGCUGCCGUCUCAAUCCGAGGUCAUUCCAUUGCAGCAGGUCUCUAGCAGCCCUCGGACUCUGGUGGGCAGGGCCCAACAACCCGACCAGCAGCAUGACAUCAUCGCGCCCGUCCUGGACCCCGCCCCCAGGCCCCCCUCCUCCUCCAGCACCUCCUCCUCCUGCUCCUCUGCCGUGCUGCUGCAGCACAUGGGGGCCGGUGACAGGCCGGUCCUGUCGCCCCGCUGCCCCAGCCUCAGCUCCAGCCUGCGCUUCCUGUCGGACCCUGACUCCGCCCCCUCACCACCCAGCUCCCAGAACAGCCACAUGGCUCACCGCAGUGUGCGUACGCAGCCAGAGGAGGGAACCAAAGAGCAGGUGUCCAUCUCUUCACUGAACAGACACAUUCACUCUCUUAGGAAACAGAUCCGGCUCUUCGAGGAGCAGUUUGAACAGGAGAAGAACUACAAGCCAGCGCACAAUGACAAGACAGCCCAUCCAGAGGUGGCUGGACUCAUGAAGCAACUCAUCAAGAGCCGCAGGCAACUCAAAGACCACAAGCUCAAGCAGCUUUCACACGGAGGAGGGAGGAGAGAGCCCAGGGUCGCCCAACUCCCCUCCUCCUCCACGUCCUCUUCCUCCCCUUCUGAGGGGCGCAGGACCGUCCGGCACCAGCAGGGGGCGCCCCUGGCCGGGACGGAGCUGCAGCAGCUGGGCGGCAGCAACAGCCAGCUUGACGUGGAGGAGACGGUCCAGACAUUGAGCACCAGACUGAGGGACAGACGGAGGGAGCUGGGGCUGCCCGACGACCUCAAGGAGAUGUCUCAGUCCCAGAGGUCUCUGGAGAAGACCACUCUCCAGAAGUGCCUGCUCCACUACGAGAGCCUCCACGGCCGACCGAGUACCAGACAGGAGAGGAUGCUGAUGAGGCCGUUCUACGACCGCUACCGCCUCCUCAAACAGCUGCUGCUGGCGUCCUCCGUCAGCCCCGUCAUCACCACCAUACAGGAGGAGGAGGGCUCUGACGAGGAGGGUUCGAGGCCCCCCGGGUGUUUGUCCUCCACUGGUUCUCUGCUGCUGAAACGUUCCCAGGACGUCCCCGAGGCCACCUUGGUGUCUCCUCUGGAGGAGGUCAGAGUGCUCCCGCCCCUGGGCGUCACCAUGGCAACCCUGCACGAAGCCUCCAGGUCUGAGCUGCUGGAACAGAUGAGGAGCACGCGUCUGCAGAAGAAGAAGCUCCACCUCGCCCUCCGAGAGUUCGAACACCACUUCCACGCCCAGACUGGCAGGACUUGUCAGAAGGAGGACCGUGGACCAAUGGACGAGGAGUACUGCCAGUACAAGAACGUCAAAGUGAAGCUCCGCCUACUGGAAGCCUUGCUCAGUAAACAACAGGACUCAACCCAGACCAGUUGAGAGUCACUCACAGUGGGACUUUUAUUUUGAAAAGAGCUCUUUUAUUUUUUCAUAUAAGGAAAUAAAAAAAACAACAACUAAGAAAUAAGUUGAGAAUAUAUAUCGUCAUGGGUUUAUCUCAUGCCAUGCUCAUUAUAUAAGCACUUUAAAUGACAAUGACAAGGACAUAAGUGAUCGCAAAAGGACAACGCUAACUCAAUUAUUUUCACCAGCCUCCUGAACACAUCCCUUUUUAAAGAUACCGCCUCUUUCUCGGUGAAAGAUUUGCAGUGCCAUUAUUUUUUAAAAGCUUCAACCUAAAUAUCUUCAUAACAUCAAGUUCAUUUUAGUUACAAGCACUUCCUAUGCGGCUGUAUUGUAUGGCACUUUGUUUGUUACUUCCUCCCCCUCCCCUCUUCAUUCGUCUUGCCAAAACAGAGUUUGUAAAACAUGGUACAUAGUGUGAAAUGCUGCCUUUCAAAAGUGCUAUCUUGGCAAGGACUUUUUUUUCUGAAAUAAUACACAAUCUAUCAAGACAAUCCAGCAUGUUUGUGCAUGAGAUUUGUGUUUGUUUUACAUUGUGCUAUGAUAAGCAAUAGGGAUUUCAUAGUUGAUAUGAAGUGAAGCAAGUGACACGUCUACCUUGGAAAUGGAUGUUGCCAGUGUAGUGCAAAUAAUUUCAAUGUCAAAUUGUUUAUUUCCCCCUAAAGUUAUCCUUGUUUGAUUCCUAUCUUCCAAGUGAAAUGCCAUUGUUGACAUUUAUAAGAGCGUAUUGAUAUUGUGCACUUCUGGUUUAUAUUUUUUUAAUAUAUAGAUAUAUCAAUAAAAAAUAAAUAUUUUUUUCACAUCUACUCUGGUGAACAUGGUUCUGCUUUCACAUAUCAGCAGAAACAAAGGACUGGUGUGUGGCUACGGGCGGGCACUGACAGGUUAAACACUCUGGUAUCACUGGACUGAACCGCUUCAUGCUUAAAAGACUGGAAACUAAUGAUCCUUCAAACAUUGAGCUCUGUGUCCUUUUUUUUUCUUAUUUUCCAUUACCUUUGGCAUAAAUAAAGAUGACUUGAUGCUGCAACCCAAAUAGGUUGUAGUACCGGUCGUUGCCACUAGUAGGUAGUCAAGUACAAAGUAGAACCUUCUCUGAAUUAAUUUUUAAACACUUUGCACCAAAGACAGACGAUAAAAUGAGCUAAAAGUGAGCUAAAACGCACAAGCUUACUUUGACGACAGCUGACUAGAGUGAGCAGGUCAAGGAUUGCGAGAGAUCGCAAAUGACAGAUCAAAAAAGAGAAAACGACAGCUGUUUAAACAAAAGCGGAUGAAUACAUGCAUUAACCUGUUGAAUGUCUACGUUUGGUUAGUACCGUUAAAGGGUUUGUGGAAGUUAGCCAUAAUCUGUUUCUAGCGAACGACAGACGCAUGGGCAUUACGGUUUGAUUGUGGAAAAUCGGAUGCAUUUGCGUUAAGAAUAAUAUCUGGGUGUGGUAGCGGUCUAGUAUGCAUCAUGUUUAGUUUCUUUAUGUUGCCCUGUUCAACAACCUCACUUCAAGGUCAUGCUGUGACCUUUCAGGAGCAUCCCUCUGCAGAGCGGUGAUUAUGCGGCGACAAACGUGUGUCUGUCUGUGUGUAUCUUCCUCUUCAGUCCUUCCUUCCUUUCUUCUCUCUUCCUCCACAGUUUUCUUCGGGAAACGACGGUCUCUUAAGGAUACAGAGGUGUGUCAGAGAUAUGUUUCUAGUGAUGUCUUUUUGCAUUUCUGCCAGUCUCCUAAAUCUGCAUUUGCAUGCGCCCACAACCACAUGUGUGUGUAUAAUUCUGCGUUGUCUGCGUGUGUAUGUGAGAU
Gadus chalcogrammus (walleye pollock) is the source of this 5150-nucleotide messenger RNA. RefSeq names its product protein FAM13A-like. NCBI's taxonomy places the organism in Eukaryota, Metazoa, Chordata, Actinopteri, Gadiformes, Gadidae. The record is from RefSeq and is a predicted model, not a curated record. Gene Ontology annotation, biological process: signal transduction. The transcript has 20 exons. Bases 232 to 3330 code for a protein of 1032 amino acids.